AUGAAAGCUUUCCUCUCCUCAGUGGUAUUGGUUUUGUCUCUUUGCAUCUCAGUAGGUAAGUCAGUCAUGUUCAGUGUAUUACUCUGUCAGUUAUUUUUCCUUGUGCGACUCUUGGUCAAAAACGGCCCGGGGUCAACCGCUACUGCGAGCAUAAACGCUGUUAUGCAUGCGUAUUUUAAUUAGAUUUAGCAAGCUUUCAAAGGCUGCUUCUGUGGCAAUUAUCAGCUUGAAAAAUCCUGUUGGUUUCAUUAUUACUCUGAAAGGUUUUCUGUUCUUUCUGCCUCGCAAAAUAAACCCUAAUUCAUAACCCGAAACUGAGACAUUAAGAGAGCGGAUGCCGGUUUAAAUAACUUCUCCGAUGGACGUAUGCAAAGGUAAAAAGUCGAAAAAUCUAAAAAGCAACUCACCUUAUACUUUUUAUUUCAACAUGAUCAUCAUUUGAGACGCGCGAAAAUGUUCUUGGGACUGAGUUUUUCAGUUCCAUCUCCGGGUAGCACGGAUUAAUUAAUUCCUUGAACUGAUAAGAGCAUGACUGCGCGCAUUUUAAGCAGCAAUUUUUUCAUUCUUCAGGAAAUUGUAAUACAAUAGUCGAUUUUUUAUAAUUUCCAAUCUAUAUUGAACACCACUGAAUGAUUUCUUGCGAUUAAUCUUGGUACUCUACUUUGCUUUUGGAUUGUCACAAAAUCGCACAAAACCUUGCGUAAAGGGUAAACAACGUGGCAUAUUUUGUUACAUUCUACAUUAUAACAUAGCACGCGUGCUUGCCCUAGAUAAGUCCUAUUGAGCCGCUAUGAACAAAAUCUUUAUUUACGCACGCCCGUGCAUAAAUAAAUAAAUAAAUACGUGAGCAUUUUUUUUUACCUGGUUGCAAAGUUGUCGUCUUUUGAGCUGCAGUGCAGUUUUCCUUCUCUGUAAAAUAUGGAAGAAACCAGCGAAGAACUGCCCAAUUUUUGUAUCGGCAUUGACCUUUUAGGUCCUGAUCCAACAAGCAGCAAAAAUAAAGUCGAAUUAGAAAAAACUCGCAAGUUGCGCGUUUCGCAAACUUGUCGGAAGACCAGCUGCAGCAAAUUUUGGCUGAAAGGCAUUCACUGGGAACAAAACAGACACCAACUGGUCAUCAACAACAUUUAAAGGUAAAUUUCCGUUUUUAUUGUUGUUUUUAAAUUUGUUAUGCACUUUUGUUAUCUCCGGACAAUCCGACUGAAGUAGGAAAAUUUCUCUCGCAAUAACAACACAAAUUACACAAGAAGACAUAGAUUUAUUAUUCACAAAAACAACUGCUGCCAGGUCUUCUCAAGAAGUCGUAAUGACCAUGGCCAGCCAAUGUCAAUGUUCGUAAAUGAAUAUAAGUUUAAAGAAGGAUGACAGUCGUCUUCGCUAAAAACAUGUUUUCUGGAUUUCGCCGAACAAAACGUAAACAUCUUUUCAGCAAAUCCAAACCAUACUCCACGACUUCUUACGAACAUGUUAGUAUUUCAACUUUAGGUGAACUUCAAGACUCUUUUACUUUUGUUUCUGCUUAUUUUCCGUUGAUCGUUAACGAAUAAAGAAGCAAACUUUCUUUCUCAGUUUUACAGAAAGAAUAUUUUCAUUCAAACUAGACGAUUGUGACGUGUUCGUAAUCAGCCAAUAGAACCGUUUGUUAUUGAGUCGAGCGUUACGAGAAUUUUGCAGUAAAUCAAAAAGCGAGCAUUUUUGUCAGCUAUGUUAUAAAAGAAUUUGCUCAUGCUUUUAGCUGUGCGUAUAUCGAGUUAUGGAUGCACGCGGGAAGUUUGGAGAGCAUUCAAGAAGCUAGAGUUGCACGAGGCAACUCUGACGCAUCUUUCGUGCUCUCCAAACUUCUCGUGUGCAUCCAUAACUCGAUAUACGCACGCUAAGCAUGAACAAAUUCUUAAUUUUCACUUGCCAAGAGCCCGGCAGAAUAAAUAGUCCUCUGAAGUCUGGAAAGGGGGAUUCCUGAUCCCGCAUUCUCGCUUCCUUGUUUAUGAAAAUCUCGCAUCCCGAAGUUAUGUCAUCGCUAUCCCGAAUGUCGUUUUCUUUCCCAAUAUACCACAUUCGUGCCAAAAUUUUGGCGAAUCACGCUUCCUCGGUAACAGUCAAAUCCCGUAUCCUAUUAUUGCUCGAAUCCCGCAUUGUAUUUUGGUCGAAUCCCGCACUGUCUUUUGGUCAAAUCCCGCGGAAUCCCGGGAUCCCGUUCCAGACCUUGGUCCAUGGACAACUUGUCUGUGUAGGACACAAACUGUCUUUUACGUGCUUUUGUUCGAAGUUGAGUUUAACAUAAUGAAUGAGGAAUCACUUCGCUGACGUCAAAGAAGACGAUCUAGCGCAGGAGCCCAUCAUUUAAUGGGCUCCUGUUUAACUCAUAUUCAUGAGAAAUUUAGUUAAUGAAGCUCAAAUGUAACAAAAAUUUUCUACUCUGUUUUGUAGGACGAAGCAUCAAGUGCUACCAAUGUUAUUCACCUCAGAGUUGGGAUGAUUGUGUUCCUGACAACAAUACGGAUUGUUCUCCCGGCCUGGACGGCUGUUAUAAAGUCCAUGUGACAGUAGAGGUGAAAGGCAAAACCGGAAAGUCUUUUUUGAAAGGUUGUAUCGACAAGUCGGUUUGCAACGCAGAUGGUUGUAAGACUGUCGUACCAUUUUUGAAUGUAAAAGUUACCGAAUGUGAAAUCAAGUGCUGCCAUAGUGACCUGUGCAAUGGAGCCAAAGUACCGAUGGUCAGCAGCUUGCUGUUCUUGACAUGCGCCAUUACAGCUUUCCUCCGUUUAAAGGAGUAGUUCUGAAUUCGGACUGACAUGGAAUUACAAUAUUUUGUUUUACAUUUGUCCCACUCUAGUCUGUUUGAAUUGAUUUUGCGAUUUUAUUGCUUUUUGUGUAUGAAAUCAAUUAUUCUUUUUUAGAAAUAAUAAUCAUUUUCUGCAUGUGUCGGCCCAGGAUAAACAAUAAUUAUGGAGCUGCCAAUUUUGCUUUUGCUGGAUCUAAAAUCCGAGAAAACAUGCCCUCUGAAUUUAAAAACCUCUCUUAUAAUAAUCUCUAUAAGCAAUACAAACUUUACCUUUGAAAUACCUCAUAAGUAAUUUGAUUUCUCUGUCCACACUACCAAUAAUCAUUUCUAUUGUUUUUACAUAAAAUCGUAAAUAAGACUUUAUGAGCUUUCCUUUUUCUGCUGUACGUUGCUAGUAGUUUUAUGUAAAUGUCUACGCCAGUUAGUUACAGGUGACAGUGACCAGCUCGAAAGCCUAAGCUCGUUUGGUCGCUGCGCACACUCUUCAUCCUUCAUCAUUUAUGUGAUUUGUUGUUCUAUGUUUUUCUUGCUUUGUAAUGCAUUGCUAUUUUUGAAGUAACCUCAUGCAGGUGCACCCAACAGAAAUUUUUUAGAAAAAAAACUAAAAACAACAACAGAGCAUGAAUAAAACUUUUUGAAGCCAUUUUAGGCAUUUUGGUAGAUCGCUGGGAAAAAAUCUAUCUGUUCCUCACUCCCAGCAACACUGGUGGAACAGUUCCCGGCCAGCAAGGUGCACCCAGAACCUGCAACCUGACUUACUGGGGAAUUUCCCAGCAGACGUAUGACAUUAGUAGCCAGUUUGGGUGUGGUCAUAGGGUAAAAUUCAACCCUUCAGUUUUUUUGGGGGGGGGGGGGAGUGGGGACGGAAAGAGGUUUAAGACAAAUAGCAAAUAGCACAUACCAGCUAUUCUAGAGAUCCAAGCAGGCACCCUGAAUUGUCUAUUUUUCCAGGAACACUUUCCUUCCAAGGGCAUAUCAUUUUUUCUAAAUCUCCCAGCCAGCAAAAAUUUGCCUUACGGACAGACAUUUUGUGGAGCAGAUCCAUUGGGUGCCUCUGCUCUUGUAAUAGUGCAGAAAAAUAAAAAAUAAAAAAAUCUUAAUCUAAAUCUAAUCAUUCUUCAUAGUUAUUACCAAUGAAUUGCUAGUAUUUGAGUCAUAAAGUGCACCUGUACAAAGCCUAAUAAAAUUCAACUAGGUUGAUGAAUUAUUAAACACUAGUAAGAAUAAAAGUUUGAUACAAACUGCUUUUCAACUAAUUAGUUUCAAAAGUACCAUUAAAAACUUGACUUUGCGUCCGAUCUGUAUGGGUGUUUAAAAAGGUUCGCCUUAGCUUCGCCAUUGUAAACGCCCAUACAGAUCUUCUGCUUCUAUUUUAUUUGGUACAUAUUCUUUUGUAUUUUUUUGGUUAUUUGAAAUAUAAUGAAGUUUGUUUUUGUCAGUUGUUCCCUCCUGGGGAUAUUCCCUAUAACGUCCUAUACGAUGGGUUCCGGGCGAAGGGAUACCUUUUUCGAGCUUUAGGUAUAUAUAAGGGUAGGGUUUUCACUUCACGAGUUGAAGUAUAUAAAAGGGCAAGGAAAUCUACCAUUUAGGUAUUUAAAAGGGCCUUUUAAAUGGGGGGUAUACGAAAGGAAACCAUAAGAGUAUUGUUCAGUUCCCCCUCGGUUAUUCCGUAAACUCACCAUAAGAGUAUGGGGUACUAAAACUUUGUUCAGUUCCCUCGAGUUAUUCCGUGAAGGAGUUAGAUCGUAACUGACGAAAAAUUGGAAAACACAUAUAUUCUCCUAGCUGUAUGGUCAGCCUUACUCAAUUAAUCUCACAGGAAUCCAUAACCCUCCUGGACGCAGCAGACUUGACAUCGCAGGUUUGCACUGCACUGAUUUCCGGUACAGAUGUAAGGAUUGUGAUGCAGAGUAUAUUGGUUAAACGGCAAGAAAUCUGGGCACUAGCCGGCUAA
This is a messenger RNA of Porites lobata, 4736 nucleotides long. The record is from the annotation of a GenBank genome assembly. NCBI's taxonomy places the organism in Eukaryota, Metazoa, Cnidaria, Anthozoa, Scleractinia, Poritidae.